Symphalangus syndactylus (siamang) is the source of this 3387-nucleotide messenger RNA. It is a transcript of the gene MCM5, whose product is annotated as minichromosome maintenance complex component 5. Gene Ontology annotation, cellular component: nucleus; MCM complex. Gene Ontology annotation, molecular function: single-stranded DNA binding; single-stranded DNA helicase activity; ATP binding. The record is from RefSeq and is a predicted model, not a curated record. Gene Ontology annotation, biological process: double-strand break repair via break-induced replication; DNA replication initiation; DNA replication. NCBI's taxonomy places the organism in Eukaryota, Metazoa, Chordata, Mammalia, Primates, Hylobatidae.
GGGAGCGCAGCGGCUGCGGCGUCCGAAUACCGCCUCUAGUUUUUCCCGCGAAACUCGGCGGCUGAGCGUGGAGGUUCCUGUCUCCCCUGGUUUGUGAAGUGCGGAAAACCAGAGGCGCAGUCAUGUCGGGAUUCGACGAUCCUGGCAUUUUCUACAGCGACAGCUUCGGGGGCGACGCCCAGGCCGACGAGGGGCAGGCCCGCAAAUCGCAGCUGCAGAGGCGCUUCAAGGAGUUCCUGCGGCAGUACCGAGUGGGCACCGAUCGCACGGGCUUCACCUUCAAAUACAGGGAUGAACUCAAGCGGCAUUACAACCUGGGGGAGUACUGGAUUGAGGUGGAGAUGGAGGAUCUGGCCAGCUUUGAUGAGGACCUGGCCGACUACUUGUACAAGCAGCCAGCCGAGCACCUGCAGCUGCUGGAGGAAGCUGCCAAGGAGGUAGCUGAUGAGGUGACCCGGCCCCGGCCUUCUGGGGAGGAGGUGCUCCAAGACAUCCAGGUCAUGCUCAAGUCGGACGCCAGCCCUUCCAGCAUUCGUAGCCUGAAGUCGGACAUGAUGUCACACCUGGUGAAGAUCCCCGGCAUCAUCAUCGCGGCCUCUGCGGUCCGUGCCAAGGCCACCCGCAUCUCUAUCCAGUGCCGCAGCUGCCGCAACACCCUCACCAACAUUGCCAUGCGCCCUGGCCUGGAGGGCUAUGCCCUGCCCAGGAAGUGCAACACAGAUCAGGCUGGGCGCCCCAAAUGCCCACUGGACCCGUACUUCAUCAUGCCCGACAAAUGCAAAUGUGUGGACUUCCAGACCCUGAAGCUGCAGGAGCUGCCUGAUGCAGUCCCCCACGGGGAGAUGCCCAGACACAUGCAGCUGUACUGCGACAGGUACCUGUGUGACAAGGUCGUCCCUGGGAACAGGGUUACCAUCAUGGGCAUCUACUCCAUCAAGAAGUUUGGCCUGACCUCCAGCAGGGGCCGUGACAGGGUGGGCGUGGGCAUCCGAAGCUCCUACAUUCGUGUCCUGGGCAUCCAGGUGGACACAGAUGGCUCUGGCCGCAGCUUUGCUGGGGCCGUGAGCCCCCAGGAGGAGGAGGAGUUCCGUCGCCUGGCUGCUCUCCCCAAUGUCUAUGAGGUCAUCUCCAAGAGCAUCGCCCCCUCCAUCUUUGGGGGCACGGACAUGAAGAAGGCCAUUGCCUGCCUGCUCUUUGGGGGCUCCCGAAAGAGGCUCCCUGAUGGACUUACUCGCCGAGGAGACAUCAACCUGCUGAUGCUAGGGGACCCUGGGACAGCCAAGUCCCAGCUUCUGAAGUUUGUGGAGAAGUGUUCUCCCAUUGGGGUAUACACGUCUGGGAAAGGCAGCAGCGCAGCUGGACUGACAGCCUCGGUGAUGAGGGACCCUUCGUCCCGGAAUUUCAUCAUGGAGGGCGGAGCCAUGGUCCUGGCCGAUGGUGGGGUCGUCUGUAUUGACGAGUUUGACAAGAUGCGAGAAGAUGACCGUGUGGCAAUCCACGAAGCCAUGGAGCAGCAGACCAUCUCUAUCGCCAAGGCUGGGAUCACCACCACCCUGAACUCCCGCUGCUCCGUCCUGGCUGCUGCCAACUCAGUGUUCGGCCGCUGGGAUGAGACGAAGGGGGAGGACAACAUUGACUUCAUGCCCACUAUCUUGUCGCGCUUCGACAUGAUCUUCAUCGUCAAGGAUGAGCACAAUGAGGAGCGGGAUGUGAUGCUGGCCAAGCAUGUCAUCACUCUGCACGUGAGCGCACUGACACAGACACAGGCCGUGGAGGGCGAGAUUGACCUGGCCAAGCUGAAGAAGUUUAUUGCCUACUGCCGAGCGAAAUGUGGCCCCCGGCUCUCAGCAGAGGCUGCAGAGAAACUGAAGAACCGCUACAUCAUCAUGCGGAGCGGGGCCCGUCAGCAUGAGAGGGACAGUGACCGCCGCUCCAGCAUCCCCAUCACUGUGCGGCAGCUGGAGGCCAUCGUGCGCAUCGCGGAAGCCCUCAGCAAGAUGAAGCUGCAGCCCUUCGCCACAGAGGCAGAUGUGGAGGAGGCCCUGCGGCUCUUCCAAGUGUCCACGUUGGAUGCUGCCUUGUCCGGUACCCUGUCAGGGGUGGAGGGCUUCACCAGCCAGGAGGACCAGGAGAUGCUGAGCCGCAUCGAGAAGCAGCUCAAGCGCCGCUUUGCCAUUGGCUCCCAGGUGUCUGAGCAUAGCAUCAUCAAGGACUUCACCAAGCAGGUGAGCCUGCCUUGGAGUGGGGGUGUGAGCCCGCACGGGGUGCCGGGCUUCUGCUGGUUCCCACCCACUCAGCACUGGCAUCUUACUCAGCAGACAGGCCCUGAAGGGGGGUAGGAUGGACAACUGUCCCUUUCUCAGACCUUUUCUAGCCAUCAUUCCUUCCCUAGGGGCGUCUUCAUCGGGAGCAGGAGUGGGAGUACUUUUUCUAUCCCACGAAGGGGAGGGGAGAGCAGAGGUGGUUGGAUUCUGGUGAAACCCCAUACAAGUUUCUCGCAGCCCUUCCCGUCUGUUCCUUUCCCCGUUGGCGGGCGUUACAUGGAACGGGAAGGGGCAGAGCCAUGAGAGUGAGCUUUCUAGUUCACUGAGGAGGGUACUGUUGGCCCCAUAGAAGAAGAUGGGAUUUUCCAGAUGCUCUGGAAGACCUGACACCUUUAAAAUCUCAGGAGCAAUCCUAGUUUCUGGGUCUCUGCUCCUUGUACAUCAUCUCAUUUUGAUUCAGGCAGUUUAAUGGGUGGUAUCGUGCCUGUUCUAUAGGUGCGCAGACCGAGGCUUAGAGAGAGGUUUAGAGCUUCUGUUCUAGAGUCAGAUGGGACUUAAGUCCCAGCUCUACCGCUUAACUGCUGUGACCUUGAGCCAGUGGCUUAGCCUCUGUGUGCCUCAGUGUCUGGUACACAGUAGGCACUCAGGAAGUGUGGGCCCUUCAGGUCAAAGGAGCCUGAGUACAAAGUUCCCCGUGAGUCUGAGGAUGUCUGGGCUCUGUUGGGGUCCCCUCGGGCAGCACGUGCCGUUAGCCAGCCAUGUGCUCCCACAGAAAUAUCCGGAGCACGCCAUCCACAAGGUGCUGCAGCUCAUGCUGCGGCGUGGCGAGAUCCAGCAUCGCAUGCAGCGCAAGGUUCUCUACCGCCUCAAGUGAGUCGCGCCGCCUCACUGGACUCAUGGACUCGCCCACGCCUCUCGCCCAUCCUGCCGCUGCCUGCCAUUGAGAAUGUUGCUGGGACCUCUGCCUCCCCACUGCAGCCCUCGAACUUCCCAGGCACCCUCCUUUCUGCCCCAGAGUAAGGAGCUGUAGUGACCUGCUGCCUCUGCGCGACCGCCUCUAGCGCCGUUCUGGGAAGUGUGCUUUUGGCAUCUGUUAAUAAUAAAGCCACGGUGUGUUCGGGUA